Molecule: messenger RNA, 381 nt
Organism: Akanthomyces muscarius
Lineage: Eukaryota; Fungi; Ascomycota; Sordariomycetes; Hypocreales; Cordycipitaceae
Exons: 2
Coding region: 1-381 (126 amino acids)
Source: RefSeq, a predicted model, not a curated record
AUGAAGUUUUUUAGCCUCGCCGUCGCUGCCUCCUCUCUCGCAGUCGUCUCUGCCUCGCCCGUCGAAAAGCGCGAAGUCGGCGGUGUUCUCAUUUGCACUGGUCCCGAUGCUACCGGCGACUGCAUCUAUCAAAAGUACGAGCUAGAGAAGUGCCAUCAGCUCAAGGCGCCGUUCCUGGGAAACUCGGCCACUUUUGCCCCCGACGGCGACGACUUUUACUGCUAUCCGCACCUGUCCAACUGUGGCGAGUGCAGGUCGCCCUCGGGCUGCACCUUUGGCGCGGUCGACUUCAACUACGAGCACAAGUUCAACUUGACGGCGAUUCAGUGGAACACGAACCUUCGCUCCUUUGACUGCUACGAGAAGCGAAAGGAAAAUUAG